AUGCAAGACCACAGUAGUAGCAUGACUGACAAUUCUUUACAAAAGCUCUUUAAAGGUCAAACACUUAUAUCCUCAUACUUUACUAGUAUGUCCAAAGAGGUUACAAAGGUUUCAGUCCAAUCAGACUCCAAUCAGACACAAAUUGAAGCUCAAAUUCAACCAAAAGAAACUGCAGAAGUCGAACAAACAUCAGAGCAACCUUCAGAACAAACAAUAACACAACAAACUACAGAAGCUCAAGUUGUUUCAGUCCAUUCAGACACAAAUUGA
Molecule: messenger RNA, 270 nt
Organism: Trichomonas vaginalis G3
Lineage: Eukaryota; Parabasalia; Trichomonadida; Trichomonadidae
Exons: 1
Coding region: 1-270 (89 amino acids)
Source: RefSeq, a predicted model, not a curated record